AUGGAUGGCCAGGGUCACUCUUUGGCAAACUCGUGGUGGCAUCAGCUGCAGCAGCAGAGCCAACCAACAGGCCAGGGCAUGUCAUCAACCGAGUGUGCCAAGGAAGGGGGUGGGGAGGGAGCGCAGGAGGGUGCUUAUAUCGAGCGUGCGUAUAACGAGCGUUUAGGGCGUGCGUGCAUGGAGGUGGACGUGCAGGAGAGCAUGUCUCUCGUGGCUCUGGAUGUCAUUGGCCUCGCUGCCUUUGGCUCCGCUGUCACGCACGAGGGGGGCGAUGAGGAGAGGAGACGGAAGGAAGGGGGGGAAGGGGAGGAAAAGGGGCUAGGGAAGGAGGGUGGAACCAUGGCAGUGAAGGCAGAUACGACCGCAGCGGCAGCAGCACAAUUACUACCAGCAACAGCAGCAGCGGGGGGGGUAGGGGCACCGGACCCAGUGCAGGUGUACAAGGCGUUGUCAAGGCUGGCAGAGCUGGAUUCGAAGAGGGUCACUUCCUGGCGCUCCCUCGUGCCCUUCUAUGACAUCUUGCCGAUUCCUGAAAACUUUGCCCUCUGGGCAGCAGAAAGGAGCAUUCGCAACCUGACCCUGCACCUCAUUGGCAAGAGACGGGCAGCAGCAGCAGUGCAUGCGGAGGAGGAAGCACAUGGACAGCAGCAAAGGGGGACAGCAGCAACAGCAGCAGCAGCAGCAGCAGCAGCAGUGCAUGGCGAGGAGGCACAUGGGCAGCAGCAGGGGGGGGCAGCAGGGCGGGGUGCACGGGACCUGUUGGCGCUCAUGCUGGCAGCACAUGACGAGGCAGGCAACGAGCAGAUGACGGACGAGCAGCUCAUGGACGAAUGCAUCACGUUCCUCCUCGCUGGCCACAGCACCACGGCGCACCUGCUGACGUGGACGUUCUAUCUUCUGGCGAAGCAUCCCGACUGGCAGGAGCGGCUGAGAGCAGAGCUCAAGCAGGCGCUGACUCAGCAGGGGGAAAAGGGCACGUCAGCAGUCCCCACAGCCAGCACAGCAGCAGGAGCAGCAGACGAGGCAGGUUCAGAGGGAGAUAGAAGAAAACAUCAAGAGAGAAGCCAAGGGGGGUCUGGAGGGGAGGGCGUGGGGGGAGGACAGGAGGGAGGAGAGCGAGAGGAAGACGAGAGAGGCGGAGGGGAGCAGGUGACUUGGGAGGUGGUGGCUUCGCUGAGGGGCAUGGGCAUGGUGCUGCAGGAGAGCCUGCGCAUGUUUCCCCCCGUCCCCUUCCUGGGCCGCACAUGCCAGCAGGUACACAUGGGAGGUGAAGUUACAGAUGGGGCAGCGGGUUCAGUUGAAGCUCUCAGCCUCAUCGUCCACCCACUCACACAUGCUGCCUCUCCUCCUCACUCUCUUCCCCUCUCACCCUCCUCCGUGCUCUCUCCUGCUCGCUCUCUCCUCCUCACCGUCUCCUCCCCCCUGGCGUGUCCAUACGACCUUCCGCGGCUGGGGCCGUAUGACGUGCCGCGGGGUGUGAACGUGCUGAUACCAGUCGCCCUGCUGCACUAUGACCCGCGCUUCUGGGGCCCUCAAGCCCUCCGCUUCAACCCCGACCGCUUCGCCAGUCAGUCCACUUCUUUUCCCUCAUCUUUGCCCAAUUCUUUGCCUUCAUAUUCUCCUCCUUUGCCGUCUUACAAUCGCUUCUGGGGCCCGCAUGCCCUCCACUUCAACCCCGACCGCUUCGCCAGUCAGUCUCCUUUGUUGUCGUGCCUCAUGUUCCUCGUUCCAUUGGUCUUGUUGCCGCUUCUGUGUCUCCCCACUGCUCUCUUCACGAUUCUUGUCUGCGUGCCUGUGCCGUUUUUCUCCUCUUGUUUCCCCUUCCCUGUUCUUUCCCCUAACAUUCCUCUUCCACAGAACGCGUUCCUACCCUUUGGUUCGGGCCCGCGCAUCUGCAUCGGGAACAACUUCGCCCUCACAGAAGCAAAGGUGGUGCUGGCGCACAUCCUCAGGCAGUUCUCAUGGCGCCUCUCCCCCGCCUACAAGCACUCCCCCAUAAGCGCUGUCACUCUGCGGGCGAGUUUCGGCAUGCACCUAAUGGUUGAGCCAUUGGCAAACCCUUUCUGA
Closterium sp. NIES-65 is the source of this 2067-nucleotide messenger RNA. NCBI's taxonomy places the organism in Eukaryota, Viridiplantae, Streptophyta, Zygnematophyceae, Desmidiales, Closteriaceae. The record is from the annotation of a GenBank genome assembly.